Notothenia coriiceps (black rockcod) is the source of this 394-nucleotide messenger RNA. RefSeq names its product 5'-3' exoribonuclease 2-like. The annotation marks the transcript as partial. The record is from RefSeq and is a predicted model, not a curated record. Gene Ontology annotation, molecular function: RNA binding; 5'-3' RNA exonuclease activity. The transcript has 3 exons. Gene Ontology annotation, cellular component: nucleus. Gene Ontology annotation, biological process: nuclear-transcribed mRNA catabolic process. NCBI's taxonomy places the organism in Eukaryota, Metazoa, Chordata, Actinopteri, Perciformes, Nototheniidae.
CCUACUUUUUGUAUUUAAAUGCUUCUUUUUCACUCAGGAUUCUUCCAUCAUCGACUUCUACCCCGACGACUUUGCCAUCGAUCUCAACGGCAAGAAAUACGCCUGGCAGGGAGUGGCCUUGUUGCCGUUUGUCGAUGAACGCAGACUGUGGGCGGCUCUGGCGGACGUUUACCCCGACCUCACUACUGAGGAACAGAGGAGGAACAGUCUUGGCAGCGAUCUGAUGUUUGUCGGGAAAUCUCACCCGCUGUUCGACUUCAUUCACGAACUCUACCGCACAGAAUCUAACGAGGUAACAACGACACACGUCAAAUCAAAUCAAAGUGACCGCGUUGUGCCGUCUUUAGAAGUAAUUAUUGUUGGUUGUAAAAAGCUUUGAAAUGGUGGACGCACU